Messenger RNA from Anopheles coluzzii, 1996 nucleotides. RefSeq names its product U4/U6.U5 small nuclear ribonucleoprotein 27 kDa protein (gene ytr). The transcript has 4 exons. NCBI's taxonomy places the organism in Eukaryota, Metazoa, Arthropoda, Insecta, Diptera, Culicidae. Gene Ontology annotation, biological process: RNA splicing. The record is from RefSeq and is a predicted model, not a curated record. Gene Ontology annotation, cellular component: precatalytic spliceosome. Bases 144 to 602 code for a protein of 152 amino acids.
GCGAAGAAGAAGAAGAAGAAGAAGAAGAAGAAGCGGAGAAGAGUGUCAGAAGAAAGGAAGGCUUCGGGGCUCGGAAUACGAUGCCGGCGUAGCUGCUAGGUUAUGCGUGUCCCGAUGUUUUAGCGCGCAUCGUCUCCACAAAGAUGCCUUCGUCGCCCAAGCGCAGGAAGGAGCGCGAGCGGCCAAGACGCCGUAAGCGUUCCAGGGACCGCAGCGAAAGAGAUCGAUCCGGAGGGCGGGACCGCAAACGCUCAUCUGAGCGGGAAAGAGACCGGGACCGUGAGCGAGAUCGGGGCCGGCGAAAGUCACGAUCCAGAUCAAGAUCGCGUUCGAGAUCGAGGUCGUACGAACCGAUGCCAUCGUCAUCGUCACGCCGUGCUCCACAGAUGAAGCCCAUGGUACCGGAAUCCGAACUCGAGGGCAAAACGCCCGAGGAGCAGGAGAUGCUUAAGACGAUGGGCUUCUGUGGCUUUGAUACGACGAAAGGCAAAAAGGUGGAGGGCAACGAUGUCGGCGAGGUGCACGUCAUACUCAAGCGCAAAUAUCGACAGUACAUGAACCGCAAAGGUGGAUUCAAUCGGCCGUUGGAUUUUGUUGCGUAGCGGCAUUGCAGAUAUACGGGGGAACGAUGGUGCGAAACACUUGCCAGCCAGUGUCAGCUCGUAGCCGCCAUCUUUUGCCUCUGGUGGAGCUGCUGGCACACGCGUUGUUGACAUGUGCCAUUCGAUCAUCAUCUAUCGGGUCUGCAGGUGCAGAUCUAACUGACUCAGGACCGCUCCCCCCCUCAAAUGGCACUCUAGUGGAUCUAGCCCAUUGACACUUUCUUUGCAAACUAUUCUUUAUCCGUGCUUUUGCCAUCAUCUUGUUACAGGCAAAGCUCGUCGUUUCUCCACCGUACGGGUCCGACUACUAAUCAUCUUCAUCAUUACAGUUUACGUUUUUCCUUUGCGUUUUUCAUUUCUUAACACUCUACGUUUAACCAUCAUGAUGGUAUAUUUAAAUGUCUCCCCACUCACUGCAAACAGCCUUGCGUGCCUGCGACCGUUCGCAAAUGGUUUUGGGUACGAGGUGCGACGCCUCCAUAACCGAACAAUAGUCAACCAACUAAUCACCUCACCUCACACAACACACAAACAAACUGCAACAACGGGUUCCAUAUUACUGCAAUAGUUAAUUUUCAUAUACACCAUAUACAAAAUUUACCACACCACUGCAAUAGCCAAAACGCUACAUCGUAUCACCGCGGGGAGUGACCCUCGGCCAAUGCGCUCCUCAAUGAGCUGAUUCCAAACAUACAGGCAUCACCACCCAGAUGUGCGACAGCAACUUGAGUCCGUUUGCACUGCUGUCCCCCCUCCCCUUACCGUUCUUUACCCUCCUUCCCGCAGCAUCACCCAACAGUACGUGAGAUUCGUAGUGCCUUUUCUAACAGUGAAAAGAUCGUGUGGAAAUGCAAGACUUUUUAUGCAUUGUGAAGAAACUGUUGGUGUAGUGUAAGCCAAAAGCAAAAGCAUGCAUUACUCUAGUACAGGGAUUAUAUAAAUUGGACAAAUUCUUCUACCCUUCCACAGUGCGUUUUGGAUGGAUCAUGCCAAGUUUCUGUCGCACAUCAACUGUUAUAAAUUAUCCGUUUAAUCCCCUCCGCCCCUGACUGCCACUCGUUGGCCGUGGGCUGGUUCCGUGCGUGUGAUCGCCAUGUAGCGUCCUUAAUAUACCUCACAAACAAAAAAACCACACCUACACUCACAUCAAACCACACAAAACAAUAGAUACAAAUACCAGCAAAUUUAAAUAUACCUCAUAACUGUAGCAUAUAAGCAUUAAAGAUAGGUUUACCGUGCUGUAUCGACACUUGAACAGGGCCUGUUCUCGUUUUUCUUUCCGUUUCUCACACUUUUGUAUCAUCAUUUAAGAAGAUAUAUUGUAACCGGUUCAAAUACAAACCAAUGAAAUAUGAAGAAGAAAUAAAGGAAAUAAUUUGUUUUGUUUUAAUAUA